Molecule: messenger RNA, 4398 nt
Organism: Linepithema humile (Argentine ant)
Lineage: Eukaryota; Metazoa; Arthropoda; Insecta; Hymenoptera; Formicidae
Source: RefSeq, a predicted model, not a curated record
AUUGCCUGUCAUACAUCGUCUCUCCGGUAUAAAUGAAAGUGAAGAUGGGCUACAUAUUUCAAUCAGUACUAUGUUCACGAAACGCUGAUAGAACAGGCAUGUUGUUUAAUUAAAAUUUGCCGGCAGAAGAUGUAUAAAAGCCUUAUCGCGACAUAUAGACAUAUAGACAUAUGUGUGAGUGUGAAUAAUGCUGACAAUUAAUUACGGACAAGCAAUUGUUGUGAAUUGCGUUUAACUCGGUUAGUGACGAAGUAAAUGAACAGCUUUUCGUCUUUAGUCAUGUUUCGUUUCUCUGUUGUUUAGCUCGUCUCGCUGUUUAAAAACGAUAAAAGUGAAAAUUAGCAGUAUUUGACUUGCGCAUUUUAAGUGAAAAUUUGUCGAAUUUGAAAGUGCAAUUUUCAGAUUGGUUGGACCUUUGGCAAAUAAACGGAAAAACACGGAAAACACGUGUGUAUUAGGAUUCGCUUAAAUAUAAAUCGUGUUCCGCAUAUUUUCGCAAAAAGAGAUAAAACGAAAAUUUGCGAGCAAUUAUUUACGGAGUAUUUUACGGCCUUCCGCUAAUCGUCUUUGAAACAAGCGCGAUGAAUUACGAUAUCCUUCGCAACUUGCAAAUGCCUUAUCUGCAGGCGAUUCAAAGAAUUCCGGGCAACACAGCCAGCAACAAGCUGGAGAGGAUCGGAAAAUUAGCUUCGAACGAGCCAGUUGACUUUAGAGACUUCGAACUAUUGGCUUCUCCAGAAUUGCUGCCUUUAUUGCAAGUGGAAACCGCUGUGAAAAAUAAGCGACACGAGGAUAUAACAUCGGCUCUGAUAUCCGGCGAUUCGACAAUCGUGUGUCGAGCUUUAAAAGCUUCUUGGUUUUUUGAUGGCAAUCACACAAUUAUCAACGUCGCAUACUUUUGCAAACGUAUCUUCCCUUUCGUUUCUCUGCGCACGAGAGUUUGUAUAGUGAAGACACUUGCACGCCGAAUGAAGAAUCCGGUGUUCGCGAAGGAAAUGUUCACGGCAGUAGCAGCCACUUUCGGUGUUAAAAACGCUUUACCAUUAAUCGUGGCUUGUGAUGAGAAUUUCACUCAUGAAUUUGUAAUGCAGAAGAUUAUGCUGCCCGGCAAUAUUUUAAAAAAAGUAUUUGAUAAAAAUUUUAAACUCGGAGUUAAGUUUCUUAAAUCGUUUAUUCUAGAUUGCAAACAAUACGAAGUUAGCAACACGCUUGUUGAUAUGAAAUAUCAACUCGGUAUCAUUCAAACUUAUAGGCCUUUUCUCGUUAAAUUAGCGAAAAAGUGUCCAACAGAAUUCGUAAAUAUAGUCGAUUCGCUCAACUUUUGUCUAGAAAUCGUUUUAAGUAACAAAAGUGCCGAUCAAUUUCUAAGAAAAGCGCUAAACGCCGUGGCUAAGAAGCCACAUUUAUACGUACCCAUUUUACCUCCUAAAACAAUAACCGCGAAACGAAUAGAAGUGAUAUUUCCAAAUUUAAUGAAUCAAAAUCGGGAAAAUUUUUGUGUUGAUAAAUUUCUCGGCUACUUAAAAAACUAUCCGGAGGAUAAAAGGCUCGCGCUGCUGUGUGAAACAUAUAAGAACAUUUAUCAAUGUGAGCUUCUUCACAAUAUACAAAAUGUGACUCCCACAUUAUUACAAUUAUUGCCUACCAAGAAAAGGAUUGCAAUUGUUAGAAGACUAAUGAAGACUACUACUCCUCAUAGUGCGAUGGAUUACGAGAAAGCUUGGCUUUGUUAUUUUCCUGUUAAGAGAGUGCGCGUGAUUAUUACAUUUAAAAUGCGUCAAGCUUCAUCUUGGGAAAGCAGACUUGCUUAUAUUUUGCAAAUGAUAUAUAAUUGCAAGGUUAACAAGGACGAAGAAGCGUUAUACAAUACUUUAACGUACAUUAUAGACUAUGUUAAAAGCAACAAUAUUAAAAUAUACGAAAAAAUGUUACAUCAUGUUUCACAAAUUUGUGAAAUACCACGUUUAAGCGAAAGGAAUGGUAACCUUGUUUUUCGCAUUAUACAAUCAUUUUACGUAAAAUAUGGAUAUGUGGAACCAAAAAUACUCGAAGAUAUGGUGCAUUUCAGACUUAUUCACAAUAGGCCAAUCCUGGAUCUGAUUGAAAUGUUACUAGUAACAAAUGAUUAUAAGUCCAUAAAAUUUAAUUUGAUCACAGACAAUCCACAAUACGAGAGGACAUGCCUCAUAAAUUUUUUAAACCUCAUUGACGAAUAUUAUAUAAAUUGGGAUGAAGAAGAGGAACAAGAAGAAGAGGAAGAAGAAGAAGAGGAAGAAGAGGAACAAGAAGAAGAGGAAGAAGAAAAUCAAGCAGAAGAACAAGAAGAACAGCAGGAGGAUGAAAAUCAAGCAGAGAAACAAGAAGAACAGCAGGAGGAUAAAAUAGAAGAAAAAAAAGAAAGGAAUGAAAAAUCUGAAUUGUGUCGGUUUAUAAUAGCAAUGUAUUGUUUCAACGAUAGAUACAAAAAUGUAUAUAGCAAGAUAAAUCGUUUAACAAUUUUAAAACAUUAUUGGAUAAUGGAUGCUUUUUACUUAAUGGAAUUGAACGCUCAUAUACAUGUACCGUUUCGGAAAGAAGCAUGGAAUGCACUGCGUAGGCAUGAGCCAGAAUUGUAUCGCUCUUGGUUGUUGUCAAAAAAAUUGACGAAUUUGACGAUCGCGAAUGUAACAUCGGGCGAAGCGCUUUGUUUAUUGAAGGAAAAUUUUCAGAAAGUGCUGGACGAUUGGGAAAAAUAUUUGAUAGAUUGCCAAAAGAAUUAUCUUUUAAAACACGUGCAACAUUUUGUUAGAGCCACACGUUGGUACAAGGAUAUUCCUAUUAAAUUUGCCAAGCGUUGCAUAAAUGACUUAUAUACAAGGGAUGCAACGAAAAUGUCACCUGCCUUGAUUAUCUUGAGUAUUUUACUUCACGGCAAUACGAUGAUAAAACUGAUAAAUAUUAAUGAUUUUGAUGCUACGAAUAAUCACGCGCUCGAAUCUGCUAUUAGCUUGAGUAUGAAAUUUUCCAAUCCGCCGGUGCCUCUCAGUCUUGUUGGUAAAUUAUUCGUUGGAGCCUAUCCGUCAACAGCGUUAUUGACAUUGGCAAAUGUAAGCAAGCGAUGCUCCAUGUCGGAAGUGAUGCUGUUCGCCAAAAAUGUAUCGACUUUUCAUGCUGAUGUGCAAAAAUUCUGGAUCAAGUUGAUGAACUUAGCCCCAACGCGCGAUUUAGUGGAUUUUCUCCACAAAAUGUGGACGACCGAGCGUGAUUCUGCUGUUCGAGUGCAUUUAUAUGAUGCGAUUCUGAGAUUAUUUUGCGAAAGACCAGGACUCGACACCUCGUCUCUGUUUCGCGAAGUCAACAUGACGUUGACUCUGGAGGACAAUGUGCUGCUUGAGAAAAUAAACUUGCAUCCCAAAUCCCGACGUUCCCAAUGAAUAUCUCGAGAGAUAUUUUAACAUAUGGUUCGACGCGGUAGGGAAUCGUAGUGAGAUGGGUUUAGAACUAAACUUUUAACUAAACACAUUGAUAUUUGUUUAACAGAAUUUGAUCGUUACAUUGAUGCUUUGUCCGUGGAUUAUAUUGAGAAUGUAUUUCGAAAUUUUUUAUUUCACGUUGAUGUCGAUACAUGUCGAUCAAUGAGACGUUUCGCGAUCCCGUAUCUUAUAUCUUCGGCUAAUUAUCAGACAUAUCUCAAAGUAAUUACCAAUAUUCUUCCCAAGACAGUAAUGAGUCGCUGGAAUGUAUCUCAUCCUCGAAUAUCACACUUUUCUCUUUUGAAUAACACUGUACAUUUUUUUUUUCUACGAUUUAAUUAUUUCUUACUUGACAUCCAAAAAAGCCUUCUCUGAUUCACGAAUACUUGACGAUUUACUCAACAUAUUUCCAUCGGUUUUAUUACCUGUGCAGAAUGCAAAAUCUUAUUUGUUAUUAAUAUAUGCAAAAACGCUAGUGAGUUGCAAAGGGAUGGAACCAUUCAUAGAAUUUUACUUUGGCCUGAAACUUGGUCGACAAAUGCCAAUGUUAAUUUCUACCUUCUCAUCGUAUUUAAUACCGUUUAUUGUCAAUGUUCUUCAGUAUUUUUUAACAGAUAUUUCCAAAACUUAUAUGUUUGCUACAAACAGUAUUAUAUCAGGCCUCAUAGAUGUUAACAAUGUGGAUUCAGCUGUUAUGGCGACAAUGUUGUUAUCAACAAAAUACUGAAGAAUAUGACUAUUUGCUGGCUAAAUUAACUAAAACUUUUCCGGACAACAAUAUUAUCGCAACUAUAUUAAACAAUGAUAAGAACAAAAGAGAGAUUUAAUGAUAUCAUUGAAAAUAAAUUGACUGAUAUUAGUUUAGAAUUCGCGACAAAUGAGUUCGAUUUGCCUAUAUUUUAAAAUAGUAUACAAUGAUAAUUGAUAAUUUAUAUAUCUUUUUUUA